Messenger RNA from Branchiostoma floridae (Florida lancelet), 2063 nucleotides. RefSeq lists its product as uncharacterized. Lineage: Eukaryota; Metazoa; Chordata; Leptocardii; Amphioxiformes; Branchiostomatidae. Bases 61 to 1344 code for a protein of 427 amino acids. The transcript has 2 exons. The record is from RefSeq and is a predicted model, not a curated record.
GUCACCUGUCCUUUGCCGCCUUCCCGGACUGCACCAGACGGUGAGCAUACAACAGAAGACAUGGGAACAGGAGCCACAGAGACAGACCUGAUGGAGGGAUUCGUAGACAACCCUACCAACCCAGCCUACACCUACGACGUUACGGACCUGCCGGGUCGAGUUGAACAUCUUCUACACUACGUGUACGACCAGUAUGGUGGUGACGUGAUGGAACCAUCACAGAGCGCCACCCAGCGAUCUUCGCCGGAAGUGUCAGAUUCAGGAGAUGUUGAUGCUGAGCUAAGAUACCUUAGCAAUGAUGCAACAAGUCCCACGGCCAGCCUCCAAAGCUUCGAAUUGCAGCUGCAACACGGGCAGACACCGCUAGGACAUCCGAGAGAUCAAAUUCUUUCGAGAGGGAGCACUCCAACAGACCGCAUAUCAUCAACAAGUCCAGCGUCGCCCAGAGCAACUUCGUCGCCCGAAAGUUAUGAAAACAAGAAGACCCCGUCUACGAUUGGCAAUGUACUUCUUUCAACUUCUUCUGCUAAGAACGAACCUUCUAAAAGCGAUGAGAAGAGGUUUUAUCACAAAGUCAGUACGUCGCUCUCGGUUGAUGUGAUUGUGCACAUUGCCUCCAAAGAAUCGUCUAGCGUGAACGACUUAACGGAUGUUGACCCUGACUCGCAACUCGCUGGAAGCCAUCUUGAGGGACGUUCGCCGAAAGGAUCGACCAAGAAAACGCUUGAUAUAGAAACGGAAGGCCUCCCUCUUUCCUCUAAGCCUCCUAUAUCACCAAGGGUAUCAAGCAUUCACAAAAAGCAACCUGAGAAGAAAUCUCGCUCUGAUCGCCGAAAGAAAAUGACUCGUACAAGCUCAGUGUCUCCUAAAAGAGAUCAAGGAAAGAACAAGCAGGCCGAAGAUUUUGGCGACGCCCUAUGGGAGCGUGCCGGAGCCAGAUCUGCGGCAAGCAGUCCUGUUGAUACCGACUGUCCUUCUCCACCGUACCCUCCUCCACCUCGACCGUUUCUCCCGUCACGCGAAGGUAGUACGACCGUCGAGCUGGUUAAAAACAGGCGUCGUGGAAGAGUUAGGAAGCUGAAGUCACGGCACUCUAUGGUCGGGAGCAUUUCGGAAGUCAACAGUUCCGAUGGAUCAUUGGAUCUGCCUCCGUUCACACCGCGCCAUAGCCCUGAACUCACACCGAGAACGGCCUCUCCAGAUCUGGAGUCGCCAACACGGAACAAGGAGAGAGAUUUCAAGCCUGAAAAUUCGUCUGGAGAGGCGGAUUACCUAGAGAACGAUGAUAACCCUACGCCGACUGAAGAGGCGUCGAAUGACAUAGAAGAGAAUGACGACAAAUAGAGGGUCUUUAAAUUGGACUACAUUCAAACCUUAAGCUUCUUGUAACAGUCUUUCGUUCCUCAAUUGUCCCGAUGCACAGAUAUAACACAUGUACAGUCCUUGUCAAUCUCAUCAAAUAUGUACCAACUUCAUGACUUUACCCUUUGAUUUUAGCCGUGCAAGCCACCAUAGAGUUUGAAUGAAGUUUGUGAACGGUGUUAGGACGUAAUAUAGCAUUGCUAGUGAAAGGAAAGUGUGGAAGUUUACCAUUACAAAUAUGUGUAUAGAUACAUGUAUAAUGUACUGUACUGACAGCCACAAAGUAAUGUGGGCCAUUAAUGUUUCUUGGUGUAAGGUCUCUGUAAAGGUCAAUAAGUCUUGUUUUUUCUCACUUUUAAUUUAGAUAAAAGAGCAUGCUACAUGUAUUGUUAAAAAGUGUUAAGUGUCGAGUGUUAAAAACUUACAUAUCAUAUGAGAAAAAGCCAACAGCAAAAUGAUCAAACAAAGUGUUUGAAAGCAGAUACAAAAUGUACCAUGUCCACUGCAAGUGACGUUGGUAUGCACAUGUUUGUCAGUUUUACUAAUUAAUAUUGACACAGCUCAUAUACUGGGCCAAGCUAAGACCUUGACGUGUGAAUGUGGAGUUAUUAACUUGGUGUAGAACUUAUAAAAAUACAUGUACUUGCAAUGUAGUAAGUGCUUGUAUUACCUACUAGAUGAUUUUACCCAUCUUCAGAAUA